AUGGCUCCAGGUAAGGAUGCAGGGGUGGCCAAAAAGAAACAGGACUCUGCUGCUGCAUCUCGGAACCAGGUCAAAGUUUCUAAGGGUAAAGGCAAAGCACCCAAAGUAAAGCCUCGCGCUUCGGCUUCGAAAUCCAAGUCUACAGGACAAACCAAGGCUGCGAACAGCGACGGAAGUCGCAAGCGCCCAAUUCCUCUCGACGAGGAGGACAGCAGCGAUGAUGGUACGAUCAGACCUACCAAGCGACGCAAAGGAGCCAGAGGCCCCAACCCCCACGACUAUCAUGCGGUACGUGAGAUGCCUCCAGCGCUGGACCAUGGUGCGAGCUUUGCGAGAAAGUCGACCGCCCUUUACACAUGGGGAGCCAACCCCAAACUUUCCCUUCCGUCUCAACUCAAGACUCAGCCGAAGAAAGCUGAGAAAGCCAGGGCAACUACACGCAAAGAAAAGGCAGCGGUCUACUCUACGAACUCUCCGCUGUUAGGUUUCCAACCUGGUCGUGGCAACCUCUCUUCGCGGAUGACCGGCCGCAAGACACCAGGCGAUGAGGACGCCUUCCCCUUGAUGAAGCUUCCGAUCGAGAUCCGACGAAAGAUUUACAAGGAAAUUCUCGUUGUUAAAGAUCCCAUCCGAGUUCGACAAGGUUGGUCCGCAGUCUAUCCUCGAAACCGGCCUAUGGUCGAGACGAGCAUCUUACGAGCCUGCCGCCAGGUCAGAAACGAAGCAGUAGACGUGCUCUAUGGCGAUAACACAUUUCUCUACCUCCUCAGAGACACCGCCAAAUUGCCAGCCACCAACAUACUAGGUGAGAACGAAAUUGUGGUUCAUCAUCCCUUGAUGGCAGAUGAGCUUCCCCUUUCGGAAUAUGAGGGCAGUAGUGAGGACGAGUAUGACGAGGACGACCUGCUUCCAGCGGCGCGAUCAGCCCGAGACCCCGAAGUCGAGAUUGACAUCUGCCGCUACGGCCACAAGUUCCGCAAUCUCAUGAUCGUCGCAGAGCCGAACCGCUUCGACAGGGGAUACCUCCUGAGUAUGGCGAACGCCAUCGGCGUCUUCCGCAACCUGAAGCCUCUGAGGGCCCGUGUGCACACCAUCACCAUUGAGAUCACGCCUAUCCGCCAGGUUGAUACAGGCGAGAUCAGCUUUCUUGACUUCUUCGAGAAGACGUCCGAAGUCAUGCGCGCACUCAAAGGGCUGCCCUGCCAGUUCAUCCAGGUCCUCGUCAACACGGGCGGCGGCAACCAAGAGCGCAUCCGGCUCAACAUGAAGUAUGCGGCCAGAAUCCGGCGCGCGAAGCGCGGCCAGGAGGACAUUUGGAAGAACGACCAGGUCAUGCAGUCGUACCGCAGCAUGAAGGCGGGCGAGGCGCAGCGAAGCCUCGAGAAGCUGUCGGUCAUGGUUCGCGAUAUUUGGGAGGGGCCGAACGGAAGGUUCGUGGGCUCUCGGGCUGGCGAUGAUGAGAGCGACGAAGAAGACGAUUUUGGUUUUUGA
This is a messenger RNA of Colletotrichum graminicola M1.001, 1491 nucleotides long. RefSeq lists its product as uncharacterized. The record is from RefSeq and is a predicted model, not a curated record. NCBI's taxonomy places the organism in Eukaryota, Fungi, Ascomycota, Sordariomycetes, Glomerellales, Glomerellaceae. The transcript has a single exon. Bases 1 to 1491 code for a protein of 496 amino acids.